UGGACCAGAUUGAGAAAGAAAGUGGCUGCAUAUCCUAGACCUGCAUUUUUUUUUCCUAUCACAUUUGCAGUGAAAUAUGUGAGAAAAUAUGGAUAAAUACACCACCAUAGUCUAAAGCAUCUCUCUAUUAUCCUGUACACAAUCAUCAUUUCUCAUCCUGAAACAGUCUACAUUUCUCCUUCAACUUCCAGCACAGCCGCCUUCAUCUGAUACACGAGUAUGAGGCCUGAGAACCAGAGCAAUGGAUUCGAAUUCCUCCUCCUGGGGCUCCCCAUCCGGCCAGAGCAGCGGGGAGUGAUCUUUGCCCUGUUCCUGGGUGUGUACCUGACCACAGUGCUGGGGAACCUGCUCAUCAUCCUGCUCAUCAGGCUGGACUCCCGCCUCCACACCCCCAUGUACUUCCUCCUCAGCCACUUGGCCUUCACUGACAUUGCCUUCUCGUCGGUCACUGUGCCAAAGAUGCUGCUGAGCAUGCACACCCAACACCUUGCCAUCCCCUAUAAGGGCUGCAUUUCACAGACAUAUUUUUUCAUAUUCUUUGCUGACUUAGAUAGUUUCCUUAUCACUUCAAUGGCCUAUGACAGAUAUGUGGCCAUCUGUCACCCUCUGCAUUAUGCAACCAUCAUGAGUCAGAGCCUUUGUAUCACGCUCGUCGCUGGGGCCUGGGUCAUUGCUUACGCAUGCGCUCUUCUGCAUACCCUCCUUCUGGCCCGGCUUUCCUUCUGCGUUCACCACAUUAUCCCCCACUUUUUCUGUGACCUUGGUGUGCUGCUCAAGUUGUCUUGCUCAGACACCUCCCUCAACCAGCUGGUGAUCUUCACUGCAGGGUUGAUGGCCAUUAUACUUCCGUUCCUAUGCAUUCUGGCUUCUUAUGUGCGUAUUGGGAUCGCCAUCCUCCGGGUUCCCGCCACCCAGGGCGUCUGUAAAGCCUUGUCCACCUGUGGAUCCCACCUCUCAGUGGUGACUCUCUAUUAUGGCACAAUUAUUGGUCUCUACUUUCUUCCCUCAUCCAGCAACGCCAAUGACAACAACAUAAUUGCUUCUGUGAUAUACACAGUGGUCACGCCCAUGUUGAACCCCUUCAUUUAUAGCCUGAGAAAUAAAGACAUGAAAGGGGCUUUAAGAAAACUCUUGAGAAAGAAAACCCAUCCUCCCAAAUGAUACUUAGCUUUCAUUAGAGCAGCCACAUGAUCCUGUUUUCUUAAUAACAUAAAUACAAAUUAUUGAAAAUAUAGCUUACUUGUCUUCCUUCUACAACUGUCACUCUGAAAUGCCUUUCUGAUAUCUUACACCUGUUCCGAGGUAUAUAAAGUCAGAUUAUAAAAAAUAAUUUAUUUACUUGAGAGACAGAGCUUCCACCUACUGGCUCACUCCCCCUGUGGUCCAAUAGGUGUGUCUGGGCUAUGCCAAAGCCAGGAGCCAGAUGCUAAAUCUAGGUGGUCUACAUGGGUGGCAGGGACUCAACUACCAAGCCAUCGCCUGCUGCCUCCAAGAGUGCACAUUUACAGGAAGUUAGAAUCAGGAACAGAGCUUGCACUCAAAUCCAGGCACCUUCAUAUGGAAUGCAGGUGUCUCAACCAAUGUCUUAAUCACUAGACCAAAUGCCUGCUCCAGGGUAGAUUUUAUAGAACUUCAUUUGCUCUUUUCUUGGACAACAAGAUUAGAAAAUUGUUUGAGGGUGCUAUGUUGCUUAGACUCAUAUU
This is a messenger RNA of Oryctolagus cuniculus (rabbit), 1703 nucleotides long. RefSeq names its product olfactory receptor 1J1. Gene Ontology annotation, molecular function: olfactory receptor activity; G protein-coupled receptor activity. Gene Ontology annotation, cellular component: membrane. Lineage: Eukaryota; Metazoa; Chordata; Mammalia; Lagomorpha; Leporidae. The record is from RefSeq and is a predicted model, not a curated record. Gene Ontology annotation, biological process: G protein-coupled receptor signaling pathway.